AUGGCCUCGAGCGACAAAGCUGUCGUCGAGGAAGUCCCCCUCGGGACGACCGCAAAGCCCAGCUUCUGGACUCGAGUGAAGGCGCACUAUAAGAAAUGGUGGUGGGCGCACCUCAUCGGUCUGAUCGUGGUUGUCCUGGUCGUUGUGCUUCCAGUUGUCUAUGUCGGGUACCCCAACAUCGCCCAGGGCGACAUCAACGACUCGACUCUCGACGUCGAGUCCAUGGAAAUCAGCGACCCUGCCCCCGAUGGGUUCCAUCUUCACCAGAGACAGGUUAUCGGAAGCGAUAGCAUGUUCCACCCCAAGAUCUUCGAGUUCGACGCCGAAGUUAGCCUCCUGGGCGGCCCUGUGUUUGCGACGGCCGAUGUUCCCGAAGUCAAGGCCGAUGAUGGCGCCGUGGUGAUCGUUGACCAGUGGCUCAACUUGACUGAUGCCGGCGCAUUCGGGGACUUUGCAACCGCGGUGAUGCUGAAUGAGGAGUUUGAGAUGAACAUCUACGGUGAGCCACGGUUGAAACAGGGAAGUCUGCCGACGAUUCAUGUCGACUACAACAAGACCGUCACUAUGAAGGGUCUCAACAAACUUGACGGCUUCAAGAUCGUGUCGCUGACCCCGGUCGAUGACCGUACCGAUGGCAACACCGCCGAGGGCACUGUCUACAUCCCCAACCCGUCCGUGUUGCAAUUAGACAUGGGCAACCUGACCCUGGACGUCUCGCUCCAAAAUGGAACCGUCCUUGGUCAAUCGUUCCUCAACGACUUGGUGCUCAAACCCGGCAACAACACCGUGCCAAUGCUCGCCAACAUGGACAUGCAAGCGUUUUUCGCCAUGGUCCUAGCAGGGGAGAGGGAAAUUCCUCUGCGCAUCACCGGCAACUCCAGUGUAUACAAUGGGCAAGAGAUUCCAUACUUCACUCAAGCCCUGGCGGCCAACGUGCUCAACACAACCCUGAACCUCACCGAAGUCCUCGCAUGA
This is a messenger RNA of Aspergillus mulundensis, 975 nucleotides long. RefSeq names its product DUF3712 domain-containing protein. The record is from RefSeq and is a predicted model, not a curated record. Bases 1 to 975 code for a protein of 324 amino acids. Gene Ontology annotation, cellular component: fungal-type vacuole membrane. Lineage: Eukaryota; Fungi; Ascomycota; Eurotiomycetes; Eurotiales; Aspergillaceae. The transcript is spliced from 4 exons.